UAGUGUUAACCAUUUCUUUGCUUCUCUUCUGGUGUUUGUCUGCACAAAGGUCAGAUGUUUCCAUCAGUUGUGAAGAAGAGUGGAGUCGGGACCUGCUAAGUGCUGAUUUGCUUGUGCUCCAGACCAUGGACUCAUUGAGGGCGUCCCAGGUGUGAAAAUGUCCAGCAGUAACCGGGAGUUAGUGAUUGACUUUGUUUCCUACAAGCUCUCGCAGAAGGGAUACAGCUGGAGUCAGCUGGAGGAGGAGGAUGAGAACAGGACUGACUUUGCAGCGGAGGAGGCGGAGAUGGAUGGUGUCCUCAACGGGAGCCCCUCCUGGCACCCGCCUGCCAGCCACGUAGUGAAUGGAGCCACCGUGCACCGGAGCAGCCUCGAAGUCCAUGAAAUUGUUCAAGCAGCUGAUGUGAGGCAGGCGCUGAGGGAGGCAGGGGAUGAGUUUGAGCUGAGGUACCGGCGGGCGUUCAGCGACCUCACUUCCCAGCUUCACAUCACCCCCGGCACGGCGUAUCAGAGCUUUGAGCAGGUAGUGAAUGAACUUUUCCGUGAUGGAGUGAACUGGGGUCGCAUCGUGGCUUUCUUCUCCUUCGGAGGAGCCUUGUGUGUGGAGAGCGUUGACAAGGAGAUGCGGGUAUUGGUGGGACGCAUUGUAUCUUGGAUGACCACAUACUUGACCGACCACCUAGAUCCCUGGAUCCAAGAGAAUGGCGGAUGGGAAGCAUUCUUGAAAUGCCGGGUCCGGCUGUGCGGUGCUGCCUGCAACUGCCAGCGGGGG
Phaethon lepturus (White-tailed tropicbird) is the source of this 772-nucleotide messenger RNA. RefSeq names its product BCL2-like 1 (gene BCL2L1). Gene Ontology annotation, biological process: intrinsic apoptotic signaling pathway in response to DNA damage; negative regulation of intrinsic apoptotic signaling pathway; extrinsic apoptotic signaling pathway in absence of ligand. Gene Ontology annotation, cellular component: mitochondrial outer membrane. Lineage: Eukaryota; Metazoa; Chordata; Aves; Phaethontiformes; Phaethontidae. Gene Ontology annotation, molecular function: protein heterodimerization activity; protein homodimerization activity. The annotation marks the transcript as partial. The transcript has 2 exons. The record is from RefSeq and is a predicted model, not a curated record.